Messenger RNA from Clunio marinus, 3969 nucleotides. The record is from the annotation of a GenBank genome assembly. Lineage: Eukaryota; Metazoa; Arthropoda; Insecta; Diptera; Chironomidae.
AUGUCUCAGAACAAUUCCUCGACGCCAUUUGAGGAGGGAAAAAAUGAAUUUAACACAAAAUUAUUAAAUCUAAUUGAUUCUCAACCUCCACAGUUGGCAAAGUUUGCUCCAGAAAAAUACCGAUUCGAUGAAUUGGGCGUUGAACUCUUUUCUGAUUCAGAUCGAUUGUCAUACACGUCGUUAAGUCGUUCAUCGUCAUUGAUACAAUUUGAGUCUCUUGAACGUCAAUUGCAAAACGAUUCACAAAUCUCGGGAUCAUCACCGUCAUUAUACUCCUACGAAGGCUCUGCGGCUUCAUCAAGUGCCCCUGCUACUCUCACCUGUCAAGAGAUUAAUGAAAAAUCAUCACCCAUUGCUAUAAACUCGUUGCCUACAAUCAAAAUCACAACCCCCCCACCAGGUGUUGUAACAUCAACAAUACAAUAUAACAAUUCAGAUUCAGAGCCAUUUUCAAGCAGCAGUACAAGUGGAAGCUACUCUAGUGACGAUAGUGAAAUUCAUCACAGCGAGAAGACGAAAUCAAACGAAAUUGUUAACGAUUCUUCCCUGUCGUCAAACGCGUCAUCUGAAGAGAAGGCAAACAGCAACACCAACACAUCGAUGAUCAAAUCAACCGAAAAUAGAAAGAAAUAUUUGAAUAGUUUUCGAGCCAAAAAUUCGGUAGACAGUUUGAGUGAGGAUUCAGGAUAUUGUGAUCGUGAUAUUCGUUCAUUGCCAGUUGGUGCUCUUUCCCUUGAUUCAUCUCUGCCAACAGGAAAUGAUUUAGAAGAUGAAGAUGGAAGUGUCAUUGAAGAGAAAAGUAUUCUAAGAGACACAAAUCCAAUGCGUCACUUUUCGCUAUCGCCAAGAAUUCGAACUCACUCCGACGACGACGAUAUUUGUUAUCACAGUAUGGAAAAUCUUAAUAGAAAAUUUAAAUCAAGAAAAAUUGAUUUACUGAGCGAGAUUAACAUAGAAUCCGUGAGUACACGCAAGACUCUUCCAAAUACCAACCGUCAAGAGACAACAAAAACAACGAAAUCUUUAAAAAUAGAAUCACCGAACGAGCACAUCUCAAACGAACACAAGCCGAUGGUUAAAAAUAUUUCCGAGGAGAUUUCACAUCAAGCACAAAGCGAGAAACUCAUUUCCAUCAGUUUACCGGAGCUCUCAGCGAGCGGUGACAUUUCCAGAAAGAUUCGUUCGAAACGUAAAAGAAAUUAUCGUGAAUCGUUCGAUGAGUUUCGUGAUCAAUUUUCGUCGAUAUCGAGUGUACCCGAUUUCGUGAAUUUAACUUUGGAUCGUGCGGAUUUCAGUGACUUUUCUCCCUCCUGGACGGAUACUUGUGACACAGUUGCAAGCAAGAAUUUUAAUUUAUACGAUUUUAACUUCGGUGCAUGUUCAUCGUCACAGAAACAACAAAAACUGGUCGAUAUUUCUGCGAGUUGUGCAAAUCUCACGCUUUUAAAUUACUCUGACGAUAGUGAAUUUUGUUAUGAUACUCGAAAGUUAGUGUCAGUAAAUCGAUCGAAAUCCCAGACGAUGAGUAGUGGAAAAGUGCCAAUGAAUAUGUACUCAAACUCAAGUGAUGACGAUGAUGAUGCUUACAUUGCAUCGUUUCGUAGUAAAGAGUUAAGUUCAUUGUUGGAAGAAAUUUCUGCACAUUUUGAUAAAAAUUUGUCGAUUUUAAAUGACCGUGAAGCUUCCUAUGAGCCGAAAGUUGAUGUUGUUCAAGAGGAAGAAAAAAUUAAAACUGUGCAAACGAUGAAAAUGCCUCCUCCAAAGCCACCUCCGCGUAGAACACAAAUCAAAACAAGUCCGAAUCAUUCGGCACCGAAAAACUCUUCUUUUGAUCGGGAUCCUACAAACUUGGUGACGUCUUAUGCACAAAGUCUCGAAAAGUGUAAUUUUAAUGUUGAUGAGCCGAUAAAUGUUUACAGUUCGCGACAAAAUCUUUACCUGAUACCCGACGAGCCGGUAGCAAGCAUUAAUGUUGACCUGCAUCAAUCAACGCCCAUAAAAAAAAGAAAUUUCGUAUCAAGCACCCCAAAUUUAAAUUAUUUUGAUUCUAACAUGAAGCAUGUUAAUCAUUAUAGUUCGACUGAUAAUACAGCUACAGCAGAACAAGAUUAUUUAAGUCCGUCAUAUGUUAAUGACGAUGACAAUCGUUGUAAUUCAAUGAAAGAAAUUCCAACAAAUGGUGGCGGUUCAACAGGGAUUCUUGCUGCACAUUCAACGGCUGGUUCUAAGAGUGGACUUUCUGUAAGUUUCUGUCCUAUUGUAAGUGAAAUAAGCUGGCAGGAAACUGCAGAAGACGAAGAUUUUACUGAUGAUAAUGAUGAAAACAUUGAAAGCAUUCAAUCAGAAGCGAUCAUCAAUCAUGAAACAUUCACACAACUAAACAAAGCAACAUUGGAAACAAUCAACAAAAAAGAUUCAACACAAGAAAAUUUCAUAUCGACUAACAGUCAGAAAAAUAUGCUUGUCGAGCAAACACCUAGCGAGAAAUUUAUUGCCAACGAGGCAUCAGCUGGUACAAUGGAGAAGAGUGUUAGCAGUCAAAUGUUAACAACAGUACCACAAAAAGUGUCAAGUGAUCCUCCAAUGCCGCCACCAAAAAGUGCCAAGAAUAAAAAAUCUAUUUUCUCGCGAUUGUCUUCCGGUUUUCGAUUCUCUUUCCGUGGUAAAAAGAAUAAAAAGCUUGGUAAUGAUGGGGUUGUUCAUUACCCCGUCGAAGCAAAUAAUAACAGUGGAAAUAAUAAAAAUAAACGUGACAAGUCACAGAAAAUUUCAAAUGCUAUCGACAAUGAAUUUGUUUUCAUCCCGUUAAAAGAUCCAAACGAUAAUUUGAAAAUUUUCGAUUCACAUGUUGAUAACAGACAAUUAUCGGAAGUAUCACAAAAGUUGCAGCAACGCGAGUCUGAGAAUCAGCAACAGCAACUCUCAGUUGAUCGUAAAUCGCGAACAAUGCCACGUGAAUCUCCACCGAAGAGUAAUCAAGUUACGGGUAAACCACCCCUUCCCAAACUUCCACCUCGUAUUGUCGGAACCACAACAAAACGCCCUUCUACGCAUGCACCAAGAGCAUCGUCUACACCACGCGAAACAGAAGUCGAUGGUGGUGAGUUUUACAAUCAGAACAUGUUAGGUGAUGGGCUGAAGCAGUAUUACUCGAGUGGUUCACGUACAUUAGGCGCGAUGGGAAGUGAACACAAAAUCGGAUUAAUCGAGACAAAUCUCGAUACUGAUGAAACAAUUAUCAAUGGCAAAACACAAAGUCUCAUGGAAUUGGGCAUUGGUCAAAACGGUGGACAUACAAAUCGUAUGCAAGUAAUGCAAAAUGUGAAUAGUGGAAGUGGUAACGGUAGCAAUGUCGAAAGUGGUCGUCCACAUAAAAGUAUGGAAUUUUUAUUGGAUAAAGAAAACCAUCAGAGAGUUUUGGUGACGAAAGACGAAGUUAUUUGUGAAUCUUUAGGCACAUUAUAUGAGAGACAAUCUUAUGGCUCCCAAUGGGACAAUAAGUUUUGUCAUCUCGUUCAUUCUACAUUCAAGGAAAAGUCUCUUAACUCGAUCUAUAUGAAAAGUGAGGCAAAGAAAACUUUCUCGUGCUCUAAAUACCAUCAUUUGGUGUGUGGACUACAUUUACAACCAAAACAAAUAACCGAAUUGAAGUCUCGAACAAAUCCAAUUGAUUAUCAUGUGACAUUACCGACCGUUGUCGAAUUAACAAGUAAACAACAAUUCAAUUGGAUUAAAUUCCCUGUAUCUAGCAAAAAUCAUCAUGUGACGCAUUUUAUGGAUGAUGUUUCCAAACAAAGUAAAGAAUCCACAAUUCUGACUGCUUUCGACUGUGAGAGUCUUCAGUAUAAAGUUGCUGCUAAUAACGUUUCAGUUGAAGACAAAUGCGCUGAAAUCCCAAUUCAAUCAUUAGGAAAUUACAAUUCGACUCAAACAUAUUUUUUGAACGGCUCAACAUAUCCAUCUACUUAG